AUGAGGGGAGAAUCGGCAAAAUCAGGGCCACGAUCGGGCAGAGAGGAAUUGACUAGAUUGCUGAUUGAGGCGCAAAGGAAGAUGAUGAACAAGACAGACAAAGCCUGGUCCUUGUUUGCAGGCAUGUUCGACUACUCAUGGCGGAAACCAUCAGACAACGAGAUUGUGAUAGAUUAUGUUAUCAAACAUCCUAGGUUCCAGGGUUCUGACAGCAGCAACCGAAAGAGGGUCAAUAUCGAAUGGACUAUCGAUGUGAUCAGAGGAUUGGUCGCCGACCCGGCACCAUCCAGCUGCGAGAUCUUGGUCUGGACGUGCAACGAAGCAUUAUAUGCUCAAGACGUCAAAGCCGAUGAAGAGAUACCUGGAUCGUACGCAACCUGCGCCGACCGCCAGAAAGAGCUUGGGCCGCUCUUCAGACGUAUCUCCGCCACGAACUUUGGGCUAAUGAAACAAGUCUUCCCAAGUGGUUGCCUGACGCGGGACGAAAUGAAGAACCUUGCGAAGACUCACUGA
Messenger RNA from Alternaria arborescens, 513 nucleotides. RefSeq lists its product as hypothetical. The record is from RefSeq and is a predicted model, not a curated record. The coding region runs from base 1 to 513 and encodes 170 amino acids. NCBI's taxonomy places the organism in Eukaryota, Fungi, Ascomycota, Dothideomycetes, Pleosporales, Pleosporaceae. The transcript has a single exon.